ACAAAGGAGUAAAACAAAAAGACGCCAUUAGUUCUCCGUUUUAAGUAAAUCUUCUCUCUUUCACACUGAUUGAACUGUGUGGGCGUCCUCUGUUUCUUCCUGGCAAAGGGUUUAGGGCUUCUCUGAAAGUUGCAAAGGGCUUAUUGUAGAGUCUAGAGAGAGAAAAGAUGAGAGGGAUACAGCUAUCGUUGAAUCAAACGCAGAAGAUAAGGCUGGAGAGAGCACUGGAAGUACUACAAUCUUUGUCUUCCAAGGCCAACAACAAUGCUUCCGUCACCGUCGCCGAUACUAUCCCCGUUAACUAUGAAGACGGCGUUCUCAAGGGACAUGGAACUUCUGAGCUUGAGGGCGAGGUGGUUGCGACAGUGUGUGGUGUGGUUGAACGCGUGAACAAGCUUGUCUAUGUUCGCUCUUUGAGGGCCAGGUACAAGCCUGAGAUUGGAGAUAUCAUAGUAGGACGUGUUAUCGAGGUAGCUUCAAAGCAUUGGAGAUUGGAGAUAAAUUUUAGCCAAGAUGCAGUUUUAAUGCUUUCAUCAAUGAACUUGCCUGAUGGCAUCCAGAGGCGGCGAACUGCAGUUGAUGAACUCAAUAUGCGCAGCAUUUUUGAAGAGAGUGAUGUUGUUUGUGCUGAAGUUCGUGGUUUCCAGCGUGAUGGCAGUUUGCACCUGCAAGCAAGGAGCCAGAAGUAUGGAAAGCUUGAGAGGGGUCAGUUACUCACAGUCCCUCCUUAUCUUGUGAAGAGACGGAAACAGCAUUUCCACCAUCUUGAAAAGUAUGGAAUUGACUUGAUAAUGGGUUGUAAUGGAUUCAUAUGGGUUGGUGAGCACGUGGAAGCCAAAGAUAUUUUGGCAGAGGAUCAAGUUAAUAAAUUUGAGCAGCAGAAUGCCAAAUCAUAUAGUAGUUCAACGAGUCUUGAAGAACAAGAACAAACUUACACUCCACUUGAAACUAGGCAAAACAUAUGCAGGACAGCAAAUGCCGUGAGGGUCCUGGCUAUUUUAGGCUUCAAUAUCACCGUGGAAGUGAUCACAGAGACAGUUGGCUUGAGCACCUCACUGAAUCUUGAUAUACAUGAGAUGCUUGGUGCAGAGUUCUGUGUUUUGGUGGCGGAGAGCGAGGCUGAACGGCGAAGGUUGGUAAAGAAGGGGUAAUACCUUCCAGAAAAAAAGGAAGAAGGGGUAAUUGUCAUGUUGUGUGUUUUAAAAUGAAAUGCAGGGGUGAGAAAAUCAGGAUGAGAAUUUUGUCUAGUGGAGAAGACUAUUGACACUGUUAUAAAAUUAUAUUUAAAGGUUUAUUUACCUGUUGAGAUAGAUUGCAGAAUCUCUAAAAGACCAUGAGAAUUUGCACAAUGUGUCCAAUUGGGGAUAUCAGCAGCAAUUUGAAAAUUUUGAAUCUCAUUACUGUCAUCUCAAGCAUUCUUUUGGCAAACACCGGAAUGAAAUUUAAGGAUGCCUUUGAUUAUUC
Molecule: messenger RNA, 1464 nt
Organism: Cornus florida
Lineage: Eukaryota; Viridiplantae; Streptophyta; Magnoliopsida; Cornales; Cornaceae
Product: exosome complex component RRP4 homolog
Exons: 7
Coding region: 168-1151 (327 amino acids)
Biological process (GO): poly(A)-dependent snoRNA 3'-end processing; CUT catabolic process; exonucleolytic trimming to generate mature 3'-end of 5.8S rRNA from tricistronic rRNA transcript (SSU-rRNA, 5.8S rRNA, LSU-rRNA)
Cellular component (GO): nuclear exosome (RNase complex); cytoplasmic exosome (RNase complex)
Molecular function (GO): RNA binding
Source: RefSeq, a predicted model, not a curated record